Candidozyma auris is the source of this 2385-nucleotide messenger RNA. It is a transcript of the gene VPS70, whose product is annotated as putative zinc metalloprotease. Gene Ontology annotation, molecular function: carboxypeptidase activity. The record is from RefSeq and is a predicted model, not a curated record. Lineage: Eukaryota; Fungi; Ascomycota; Pichiomycetes; Serinales; Metschnikowiaceae. The coding region runs from base 1 to 2385 and encodes 794 amino acids. The transcript has a single exon.
AUGGAGAUGGAAAAAAACUAUGUGGCCGCCACUCCGCGAAAGGGGUUGGCCCUGCGCAUCCUCAAGUUCACCAUUGUGUCGUUUGCAGUGUUUGUUUGUCUUUUGAAGAUCAAUUUUUCGCUUUUCUCCACGGAAAAGGUUGAAAACCCACGCGAGAUCGUGUUGGGCGCCUUGGAGCAAAACUAUGCCCGCAAUUGGCUGCAAAUUUAUACAGCAGAGAAGCAUUUGGCUGGUACCAACUACGGCUUGGUGGAGUUCACCAGAAGCAAGCUCGAGGAGUACGGCGCCAAGACUACCGUCGACGAUUAUGACGUGCUUUUGACCUACCCGGAAAGCCAUGACUUGAAUUUAUUGGACAAGAAGGGUAAAGUGGUGUACAAGGCACCAUUGAAGGAGGACGAAAUUGAGGAGGACCGAACCUCUGUCGGAAACGAUACGGUGCCUACCUUUUUGGGCUACGGAGCUAACGGCAAUGUCACUGCCGAGUAUGUGUAUGUCAACUAUGGAAGUGUCGAGGACUUUGCGUGGUUGAAGGAAAAUGGCAUCAGUGUCAAGGGCAAGAUUGCUGUUGCUCGUUACGGAAACAUCUUCCGUGGUCUCAAGGUGAAGUUUGCACAAGACAAUGGUGCUGUAGGAGUCUUGAUCUACACCGACCCUGCGGAUGAUGGCGAGGUGACCGAGGCAAACGGUUAUAAACAGUAUCCCAAUGGCCCAGCCAGACACGAGAGCUCAGUGCAGAGAGGAAGCGCUCAAUUCUUGGGUGGCGUUGGCGCUGCUCCUGGUGACCCCACUACCCCCGGGUACGCUUCCAAGAAAGGGGCUCCAAGAAACGACCCUCAUAGCUCCAUUGGCAAGAUUCCUGUGCUUCCAAUCUCUUAUAGAGAAGUGAAGCCGAUCUUGGCAAAGCUCAACGGCCACGGUAUCAAGACACCCCAAUCGUGGAAAGGUGGCUUGAAGGAGUUCGACUAUACCACGGGUCCAAACCCUGAUUCUUCCUUGAACUUGUACAGUAACCAGACUUUCGUGAUCACCCCAAUCUGGAACGUCUACGGUGAGUUUGAGGGUGAGAACAAGAACGAGGCCAUUUUGAUCGGAAAUCAUCGCGACGCAUGGAUUAAAGGCGGCGCUGGUGAUCCAAAUUCUGGCUCUGCUGUCUUGCUUGAAAUUGCCAGAGCUCUUGGCCAGCUUAAGGACGCUGGCUACAAGUUCAAGAGGAGCAUUAUCUUGCAGAGCUGGGAUGGUGAAGAAUAUGGCCUUGUGGGCUCGACUGAAUACGGUGAAUAUGCUGCGAAGAGCUUACAGAAGGAUGUUGUAGCUUACUACAAUGUCGAUGUCGCCGUCCAGGGCAAGAUUCUCUCCUUGAGCGCUUCGCCUGUGUUGAACAAGGUGUUGAGAAAAAUUGCCAGACUCUUGCCUUACCCUGAAAAAAACUCUGGCUCUCUCUACGAUCACUUUAAAAAGGAGCUGGGCGAUAAGAUCAUUAAUUUGGGCUCGGGUUCGGACUACACCGUUUUCUUGGAGCAUUUAGGGAUCCCCUCUGUUGAUAUGAGCUUUAGAAGCGGAAAGAAAGAUCCUAUUUACCAAUACCAUUCAAACUAUGACUCGUUUCAUUGGAUGGAGAAGUUCGGUGACCCAGGUUUCGUGUACCACAAUUUGGCUGCCAAGUAUAUCGCACUUGUUGCCUUGGAGUUGUCCAGCCACAAGGUGAUCGAGUUUUCCUUGGACGACUACGCUAAAGACUUGCUUAAGUAUUUUAAUGAGGUUAAAGAAAUCAUUCCCAAAGAUUGGCUCGACAAGAAAGUUCCCCACCACUCUAUUGCUGAAUACUUGUCGAAGUAUCCGGACAUGGAAGCGGCUUCAGAUGAAGCGUCACAAUACAACUACCAGAAUACCGACGUGUUUCCCUUCCCUGAAUUGUUGGAGCCAUACCAGUGCAGACACAUGAGAACGAUGUUGAUGAGGAAUGCAGACCACCACAAGAAGGCCACUUUCGGUGAGAUCUUGAAGCACACGGAGCAGCAAUUGGAAGACUUGGAGAAGAAAGCCUUGUUAUUUGACACCGAGAGCGCCAGCUUGCAAGAGCGUUACGACAACAGAAAGAACUUGCACUGGUGGCAGAGAAUCAAGCUUUACUUUGAGAUCAAGCGUCAAAACAAACUUAUCCAGUAUUUUGAGAGAAACUUUUUGUACGAGGAGGGGCUCCACGAGAGACCUUGGUUCAAGCACAUUGUGUUCGCGUCAGGUCGCUUCACUGGGUACGCUGGUCAAACAUGGCCAGGUAUUCGUGAGGCCGUUGAGGACAAAGACAUCGAAAGAGCCGUUAAGUGGCUCGGUAUAGCGGCAAAGUCCGCCAAAAAAGUCAGCACUGGAUUAUCUGUGGAGUAG